Messenger RNA from Sander lucioperca (pikeperch), 3900 nucleotides. RefSeq lists its product as uncharacterized. The coding region runs from base 957 to 1769 and encodes 270 amino acids. Lineage: Eukaryota; Metazoa; Chordata; Actinopteri; Perciformes; Percidae. The record is from RefSeq and is a predicted model, not a curated record. The transcript is spliced from 2 exons.
AAAGGCCAUGCCCUGUGCAUGCAUUCCCAUUAUGUUUCCACUGUGCCUGAUCACGUGCUCUGCAUGUGCACUCUGUGUGCCUACACUGACAACGGCCCCUGAACGCAGCAGCGAGUGAGAAGCAUGGAGGAGCAGACAUCAGCUGGACUUGAGUUUAGUCUGCAGUGAUUGUUGAUGGUCAGUUUCUUUCUAGUGUGUGCGUCCAUGGAAAUGUAAGUUUAAUUGUUGUGUUAGGUAACCCACAGUUAGUUUUUAUUAGCCCAGUGUCCUGACCCGACAUCCUGAAGCGAUUGCUGCCACACCUAUUAACCCAUAUUUACACAUUCUAUCAUACAUUUUUGGUCCUUCGAGCCGGAUUACAGCAACUGCAUCAGCCCAAGAUGUUCAGGCCAGAUGAAAGAGACUCAGAAAGAGAUGUGGACCGCCCACACAGACACAGCCACCUGCCAUCAUACCUUCAAGACUAUGAGGUCAGUUAUCAGGCAUCGCAGUCCAGUGGAUGAGCAGACCAGAAAGGCUAUUACUGCUGAUGUUCUAGGGUGUAUUCGUAGCAUGAGAGAGGAAAACGACAAACUGCGUAAAGAUGUGCAACGCCUUACAGACAUGAUCUCCUACUCUCCUGCACUAGCUCCAUCAUAUGUCAUGUCACAGCCCAGACAACUUGAGGAUCAUGAGACAUACACACCUGCACCCAUUAGUAAACUGACGGCACAUAGUGGUCAUCAGGACCCACGUCAGCGUGAAAAUGUUCCACAAGUGCAAUUCAGUGAUGAGUAUUCCUCCCCACAACACGGCCAACAUGACCCGAGCUCAGUGACGGUCUAAAGGGAACAGGUCUGUACAGUCAUCAGCAUGCAGUAUCUUCUCCAUUAGCUUCCGGUGAGUCAACCCCGUGCUACAAAGACGCCUUUCAGCGAACACCAGAAACCAGAUUGUCUCCCCUGCCUCAAGGCUCAAUGACAGUAGACCAACCGUCGCCACACCAACACCAAGAAGACAGAUACGGCUCUCCAACUGGUGCUGUUCAGCGUCAGUCCGCUAGCAGCUAUGGUCCUCAUAGAGGCGCUACAUCCAGUACACCUGAUGUUAGGUAUCGUUCUUUGCCUAAUGAUGCCUGUCGUUGGCCUGAUGACAAGUUCCGCCCUCUUCCUGAUGAUACUUACCAUCGCUAUGACAACAGCCACAUUUACCCUGCUGAGUCAUAUCGACAGCCUAGUCUGCGAGCCCAUCGUAAUGACUGUUACUAUCGGGAAGGUGGCAGAAAUCAUCCUUCAGAUCGGAGAGGCUAUCCCGAGGAUCGCUAUCGUUCUGCUAAUGGCUAUGACAUCUAUUAUGGUCCUGAUGAUCAGUACCAGCAUUGGAAUGACCGUUACCCAGAUGAUCUCCGCAGAUAUUAUGACCACCUGCACCCAGCGGAGCGGCCUCAGGCUCAACUCCCCUUCGGCAGACACCCACCUGUGGAGACAUAUAGCGGACCUAAGCCGACAAUCCCUGACUUCAAACACGAGGACCCACGUGAGUUUGCAAUAUUAAAACUCGCGCUAGACAACAUCCUCCCACCUGAUGCUUCAGAGCAAUUUAAGUUCCAGAUACUGACCGACCACCUGAAGUGUGAAGAAGCACUACUAAUUGCUGAUUCAUACAGUAAUGGCCUGUUCCCAUUCAGCGAUACCAUGAGAGCACUCACUGAAAUGUACGGUCAACCUCAACAGCUGGCCUUGAAGCGAAUCUCUAAUUUGAUGGGAUGGACCCAAUAUCAAGAGUGGUGACAUUAAAGCCUUCAAGUCAUUUGCCCUCCAAGUCCGUGCAUUAGUGGGCAUGUUACACCAGUUGGGAGGCCAGGGCUGGACAGAGUUGAGAUGUGGCUCACACGUAUCUCGCCUCUUAGCUAAGUUGCCACACGACCUAAAAGCCAACUUCCAGAGAUUUGUGAACCCCAUCCAAAUUCCAAUCCCAACACUGCUUGACCUAGCUGAUUGGCUUGAAUAUGAGGUUUGUGUACAGGUGGAUGGAGGUCAGUACUGUAGCAAUUCAGGUCAAGAGAAGCAAGCUCCACGCCGAGACAGGCGCACAGAGUACAAGUCCCAGAAGACCACUACUAUUCUCCAUGGUAGUGAGCAGAAGGAGAGACCAGAGAAGGCUACAACUGUGUCUGUAUUGGAGACAACACAGGAUAAGCCAAAGAAGUACUGUCCCUUCUGUGACUCGGUGCAGCACUAUCUUAACCAGUGCAACAACUUCAAACUCUUGACAAAUGAGCAGAAGACAGAGUGGAUAAAGGUGAACAAGAGGUGCUGGAGAUGCGGCCGUGAUCACCAAGCAGCAAAGUGUGCACUCAAGGCCAAGUGCAAACAGUGCGAAAGAAAGCCCCUUGAGGCUCUUCAUGAGGUCAAUACCAGCCAAAGUGCUGCAGCAUCAGAUAAACCCAAGGUUAUUGGAGAAAGCACUUGCUUGGUGAGUUCUAUCUCAGAGACCCUGUACCUAGAUCGGCCGACAUGCAGCAGCCAGGUUUGAGUCGUGUUAUCCUCCAAAGUGGCAACAAGGUACUUGAGACCUAUGCUAUAUUAGAUGAUGGUUCAGAACGCACCAUACUCUUGCAUGAAGCUGCGGAUCGCCUAGGCUUGCACAGGGAACCUGAAGACCUGGUGCUCCGCACUGUCUGACAAGAGGUUCGUACCAUCCACGGAGCCACGGUGUCAUUCUCCGUGGCUUCCGCAUCACAGCCUGGCUCUUCAUUCCAGAUCCACAGAGCUUUCACUGCAAAGGAACUUGGCCUCGCCCGCCAUACGUACCCAGUCAAAGUCCUGCAGGAAAGGUAUCGUCACCUUAAGGACCUGCCACUGCCAAGCAUCAAGGAGGCACAGCCGUUGCUGCUUAUUGGGUCAGAUUACCCUCAUCUCAUCACUCCUGUGGAACCGGUGCGCCUCGGCCCUCCUGGUGGACCUGCAGCCGUGCACACCAGACUUGGGUGGGUUCUACAAGGCCUAUCAAAAUUCCUGCGCCACCGGUUCACUCCGCAGCAGUGUCUUUUUACAUCCUGUGCUCAUCCAGAAGCCGAGCUCUUCAGCCACGUGGAGAAACUGUGGCAGCUGGAUACCUUGCCAUAUCAGAGUGAGCGGCUCAUCACUAGGUCGAAGCAAGACACAGGCAGUCUGACAGCUUGAGGAGAAGACAAACACGGUUGAGGUGAACAGAGUCAGAAGGUAUGCCACCCCAUUACUGUGGAAGGAAAAUCUCCCCCUGCUUCAUGCACCAAAGGAGGCAGUGUUGACUCAGUUGCGUGGGACAGAAAGACGACUGGCCAGAGAACCAGAAAAAGCGGCGACCUACUCCAAGGAGAUUCACAAGUUGCUUGAUGCUGGCUGUGUCACACUCAUGGGACCGACAGAGGCUAAAAGGAGCAGCCACUCGUGGUUCAUCCCGCACCACAUGGUGCACCACAACGGGAAGGACAGGAUAGUCUUCAAUUGCUCCUUCACAUACAAGGGCCAGAACCUGAAUGAUCACCUCCUGCCGGGCCCCACAUUGGGAGCUAGCCUUUUGGGAGUUCUACUUCGAUUCAGGGAACAUCCAAUCGCCAUCAGCAGUGAUAUUAAAGGGAUGUUCCACCAGGUUCGUCUGCUGGAAGAAGACAGACCAUUCCUACGUUUCCUGUGGUGCGACAUGAAGGUAGAUGAAGAACCGAAGGUCUACGAGUGGCAGGUGCUUCCUUUCGGGACAACAUGCAGCCCGUGUUGUGCUAUCUUUGCCCUCCAAGCUCAUGUCCUGAGACACACUGAGCCAGGAGAAGAUGCCCGUCUGUCAAUAGAACGCUGUUUUUAUGUUGACAACUGUUUACAGAGUCUUCCCUCCGAAGAGCAAGCUAAGACGUUUUUUUGCAUUCCCUCCCCAUGGUGGGUG